This is a messenger RNA of Dracunculus medinensis (Guinea worm), 381 nucleotides long. The record is from the annotation of a GenBank genome assembly. NCBI's taxonomy places the organism in Eukaryota, Metazoa, Nematoda, Chromadorea, Rhabditida, Dracunculidae.
AUGAACGAAAAGUUGACGAGUCGCGACCCAGUUGGAACUAUGAAAAAGUGGGAUGUCGAAAGAUUUAGAGAGUUCGUUGCUCGGAUAGCUAACCGGCGUCGAGUACUUGAAGAAAAGCAAAUUCUUGUCAACACGGCAAAUCGGCGAGAUUUGCGCAAAUGUCAGAAUAAGAAAGGAGCGCGAUUUCGCCGAAUCCAAAAAAUAGCCUCUAAAAAAAGCCUUGUGGCUCCCAUUGCAUCAUUCAUCAACACAUCGUGUGCAGUCGAACCGAAUGGAGAAUGCCAUUCCUCUAAAACAAGAUAUGAAGCUAAGGGUUUUAUUUUCAGGCGAAUUAGUCAGGAAGCGAAUUCUCUUCCUGGUCGAAGUCGAUUUCCAAAUUAA